Messenger RNA from Labrus bergylta (ballan wrasse), 2935 nucleotides. It is a transcript of the gene appb, whose product is annotated as amyloid beta (A4) precursor protein b. Gene Ontology annotation, cellular component: Golgi apparatus; early endosome; membrane raft. Gene Ontology annotation, molecular function: serine-type endopeptidase inhibitor activity; transition metal ion binding; heparin binding. Gene Ontology annotation, biological process: central nervous system development; axonogenesis. Lineage: Eukaryota; Metazoa; Chordata; Actinopteri; Labriformes; Labridae. The record is from RefSeq and is a predicted model, not a curated record.
UCCUCCAGCCUUAACGCCGCCCGUCAGUUGGGAGCUAAACAGGGAGGGAUCACCGGGGAUCGGGCUCGUUGUGUUUUCGACGUAUUACCAGCUGAGUUUACAUCGUUUUUUCAAACGGGAAUAAAAAGCAAACAAAAACACGGGGGUGCUGGAUACCAGGAGGACGGCAUGGGAGAGCACACGGCGUUUCUGCUGUUACUGGUGGCGACCUUGACGCUUUCAUCCGAGGUUCCUGCUGAUGACUCUGUGGGUUUACUGACUGAGCCCCAGGUGGCCAUGUUUUGCGGGAAGCUCAACAUGCACAUCAACGUGCAGAGUGGCAAAUGGGAGUCGGACUCCUCUGGAACCAAGAGCUGCAUCGGCACCAAGGAGGGCAUCCUGCAGUACUGCCAAGAGGUCUACCCGGAGUUGCAAAUCACAAAUGUUGUGGAGGCCAAUCAGCCUGUCAGCAUCCAGAACUGGUGCAAGAAAGGCCGCAAGCUAUGCCACAGUCACACACACAUUGUCGUACCAUACCGCUGUCUGGUUGGAGAGUUUGUGAGUGAUGCCCUGCUCGUUCCUGACAAGUGUAAGUUCUUGCACCAGGAGCGUAUGGACCAGUGUGAGAGCCACCUGCACUGGCACACUGUUGCAAAAGAGUCCUGCGGAGACCGCUCCAUGAAUCUCCAUGACUACGGGAUGCUGUUGCCGUGUGGCAUCGAUCGCUUCCGGGGGGUGGAGUUCGUCUGCUGUCCCGCGGAGUCGGAGCGAGAGGUAGACAGCGUCGAGCUCGAAGGGGAGGAGUCAGACGUCUGGUGGGGCGGAGCCGAGACCGAAUACUCUGACAACAGCAUGACUCGCUCAGCAGACACUGAGCCCGCCACCGCUGAAGACGAUGAAGAUGAGGACGAAGAGGCAGAAGCUUUUGAAAGGGAUGAGAACGGAGAUGGUGAUGAAGAAGAGGAGGAGGAGGAGGAGGAAGACGAUGAUGACGAUGUGAUCGACGAGCGUGAUAGUGAUGAGCGCAGCGCUAACAUCGCCAUGACAACCACUACCACCACCACUACGGAGUCAGUUGAGGAAGUUGUAAGAGCCGUGUGUUGGGCUCGCGCUGUGUCAGGCCCGUGUCACGCCAUGCUGGAGCGUUGGUACUUCAUACCUCAGAAGGGCCGCUGUGCUCCCUUCUUGUUUGGGGGCUGUGGGGGAAACAGGAAUAACUUUGAGUCGGAGGAGUACUGCAUGGCCGUGUGCAGCAGCUCGUUGCCCACCAUGGCCCCCAGUCCCCCCAAUGCCGUGGAUCAGUACCUCGAAGCUCCUGGGGACGACAACGAACACCCUAACUUCCAAAAGGCCAAGGAAAGCCUGGAGGCCAAACACCGCGAAAUGAUGUCCGAGGUGAUGAGGGAGUGGGAAGAGGCUGAGAGGCAGGCCAAGAGCCUUUCUCGCGCUGACAAGAAAGCUGUGAUCCAGCAUUUCCAAGAAAAGGUGGAGGCUCUGGAGCGCGAGGCAGAAGGAGAGAGGCAGCAGCUGGUGGAGACCCACAUGGCGCGGGUCGAGGCUCUGCUCAACAGCCGCCGACGCCUGGCUCUGGAAAACUACCUUAGUGCCCUGCAGGCCAACCCUCCACAGGCUCGUCAGGUGUUGAUUCUGCUAAAGAAGUACGCCCGUGCAGAGCAGAAGGACAGGCAGCACACGCUGAAACACUACGAACACGUCCGCACCGUCGACCCAAAGAAAGCUGCGCAGAUCCGACCUCAGGUUUUGACCCACCUCCGUGUGAUCGAUGAGAGGAUGAAUCAGUCGCUCGGUCUGCUCUACAAAGUACCAAGUGUGUUCAAUGAGAUCCAAAACCAAGUCUCUGUCAUAGUGCAGAGAGUUCAGUCAGAGCUGUCUCAGCAAGUCUCCUCUUUGCAGAGCGAUGGCAGGGUGGACGGCAGGGUGAGUUAUGGUAACGACGCUCUGAUGCCAGAUCAGGCCUACAGCUCCGCUCCUAUGGACCCGGGUCUGGACGGACUGGGCUUCAUCCACCCUGAGAGCUUCAACCAGCCCAACACAGAGAACCACGUUGAGCCUGUAGAUGCUCGUCCAGUUCCAGAUAGAGGACUCCCCACACGACCUGUGUCUGCCCUGAAGCCGGAGGAGAUGCCUGAGGUGCGGAUGGAGACUGAAGAGAGGCAAAGCACUGGAUAUGAAGUCUACCAUCAGAAACUGGUGUUCUUCGCUGAGGAUGUGGGGUCCAAUAAAGGAGCCAUUAUUGGACUUAUGGUCGGAGGGGUUGUCAUAGCAACUGUCAUCGUCAUUACCUUGGUUAUGCUGAGGAAGAAACAGUAUACGUCUAUUCACCACGGGGUUAUUGAGGUGGAUGCAGCAGUGACACCAGAGGAGCGCCAUCUGGCCAAGAUGCAGCAGAACGGCUACGAGAACCCAACCUACAAAUUCUUUGAGCAGAUUCAGAACUAAGAAACUCCUUAUCAACAUUUUUUUUUCCAAUGUAUCCAAACCCCACUCACACUCGUAAGGUCUGUUACAUCCUGGUCCCUUAGUAAGCAAAAGAUUUGGGUCAUGGAGGUUUGGGACAAAGGAAAAUGAAAUGGAACACAACCUUCCCAAUCCCAGAUCCCUUGAAUUUACAAAGAAAUCCUGUUGGUCUUAAAUUUACCUGCAAUUGGUCUGACAAGGGUGCCCCGUAUCACCUGCACAAUCACCGCAAAACAUCAGCGUCUGAACACCCUGGCUGUUUUCUAAACCGCCUACUAUACUCGUAGUGUGUACGAUUUGGCCCAAAUGUUUUGACACAAUUCAAAGCGCUAGAUCAGAGAUCGAAAUGAUGGAUAGCAACAAUCGAAAGCAACAAUCGAAAUGGAAAAUAAUCAUUCCAAGACCGGAAACCAGCUCGGCUCGGCCUGACAUACUGCAAAAUAUCCACCGACUGGCAGUCAUAUACACACUGCUGUUU